UGUGUGUGGGGGAGAGAGCAGCAACGGCUAGUCGAUGAGAGAUUACGCUACGUGGGCACGUCACGUAAAGCGCUCGGGCACGGCCAAAUUUGAUGCGACCGAUAUGUGCAUGCCAAUCCACUUUGGAAGACCUUUCCAAUACUAUAUUCAUCCCAGCGUUUCUUGGGAGAAGAAGAAGAAGAAGAGAGAGAGAGGAAUACGAUGGAGAGGUCACGUAACGCAUCUCUCAGCUCUUGGCCCCAUCUCCUCGUUGCUGCAGAUACCCUUCCCCUUCCCCUUCCACCAUUAAUGAGCACAACGUUUUCCUCCCAUGUAUAAGAGGACUCUGGGUUUCCUCUCUUGUUUCUCUUCUGCUACUACUGAAGGAACUAUGCCACCCCAAGAAGAGGCAGAGGAAGGGGAGGAGGAGGAGGAGGGGAGAAAGGGGAGGCGACGGACGGCCUUCUCUAUCAACGACAACGUGGACCUGCUGGCGGAGAUACUGGGGCGGCUCGACGGGCGGUCGCUGGCGGUGGCAGGGUGCGUGUGCCGCCUCUGGAGCGCCGUCGGCCGCCGGGACAGCGUGUGGGAGGACGUUUGCCACCGUCACGCGGCCGGCGGAAGCGGGGCCACCCGGUCCGUGGUGGCCGCGCUCGGCGGGUACCGCCGGCUCUACCGGCUCUGCAUCGGGCCGGCACUGGACCGGCUCGCCGGCUCCGACGGGGCCCACCUCUCCCUCUCGCUGUCGCUCUCCCUCUCGCUCUUCUCCAUCGACUGCUACGAGCGGCUGGGCGGGAGGCAGCAGCAGCAGCAGCAGUCGGCCUCGCUGCUCUUCCUCUUCAAGCCCGUCGACGUGUCCUGAACACACGCACGUCGGCGUUUCCCUCGUGGAGCACCCAAAGUGGCGAUGUUACCUCGUAGCUGUUUCGCAUAGAUUCCCCUCCGGUCAAAGACAAGAUGGUCCCUUUGGUCAUAUCAUUAAGAUAGAAAAGUCAUGUAUGAGAAAAUGGAGUUCAAUAUAGACCCAGAAUUAGCAG
Molecule: messenger RNA, 1016 nt
Organism: Musa acuminata AAA Group (dessert banana)
Lineage: Eukaryota; Viridiplantae; Streptophyta; Magnoliopsida; Zingiberales; Musaceae
Product: F-box protein SNE-like
Exons: 2
Coding region: 311-841 (176 amino acids)
Biological process (GO): gibberellic acid mediated signaling pathway; regulation of gibberellic acid mediated signaling pathway
Cellular component (GO): SCF ubiquitin ligase complex
Molecular function (GO): protein binding
Source: RefSeq, a predicted model, not a curated record